Mauremys mutica (yellowpond turtle) is the source of this 3048-nucleotide messenger RNA. RefSeq names its product solute carrier family 24 member 4 (gene SLC24A4). NCBI's taxonomy places the organism in Eukaryota, Metazoa, Chordata, Testudines, Geoemydidae. The record is from RefSeq and is a predicted model, not a curated record. The transcript is spliced from 17 exons. Gene Ontology annotation, molecular function: calcium, potassium:sodium antiporter activity; calcium channel activity. Bases 226 to 1842 code for a protein of 538 amino acids. Gene Ontology annotation, cellular component: membrane. Gene Ontology annotation, biological process: calcium ion transmembrane transport; intracellular calcium ion homeostasis; sensory perception of smell.
AUAUUAAGAUCAUUUUACAGAUGAGGAAACCCAGCCACAGGAAUUACAUGCACUGCACAAAGUCAUACAGUACUUGAGCCUGAAGUAGAAUGCAGGAAUGGUGACUUCCAUUGUUUCUCUAGCCACUUGACCACUUGCAGAAUUUUAAAAAGACCAAGAUAAGGACAAGAAUCCACUAUUACAGACAAAAAUGUUUUGUCAGAAAUAUGGAGGAAUAGAAGAUUGAUGGCCUCACAUAAUGUGACACAUGAAGAAAAGAACUGUACAGCGCCAGCCAUUAAUGAAUUUCCUGAAGAUGUAUUUACAAAUAAGGAUCGGCAGGAGGGAGCAGUGCUGUUUCAUAUUAUUGGUGCUCUUUAUAUGUUCUAUGCCUUGGCUAUAGUAUGCGAUGACUUCUUUGUUCCUUCAUUAGAGAAAAUUUGUGAGAAAUUACACUUGAGUGAAGAUGUUGCUGGAGCCACUUUCAUGGCCGCAGGAAGCUCGACCCCAGAAUUAUUUGCAUCUGUUAUAGGUGUAUUUAUCACUCAUGGUGAUGUAGGAGUUGGGACCAUUGUUGGGUCAGCAGUUUUCAACAUCCUUUGCAUUAUUGGCGUCUGUGGGAUAUUUGCGGGACAGGUGGUUCGUCUCACCUGGUGGUCUGUGUUUAGGGACUCCAUGUACUACACGCUUUCUGUGAUCCUUCUUAUCAUUUUCAUAUAUGAUGAGCAAAUAGUAUGGUGGGAGAGCCUUAUACUCAUCGUUAUGUAUUUCUUCUACAUACUUAUUAUGAAGUACAAUGUGAGGAUGCAGAAGUUGUUUACCAUCAAAAGCAUGAACGUUGGGAAUGGCAACACAGUCAGCAAUGAGCUGGAAGAUGGUAAUAAAUGUUAUGACAUAAGCUGUGAUGACCCAUCCAUGCCAUUGCUAUGGAAAGUGAAGGGAAAGCAGCAAUAUGGCAAAAACCCGGUGGUGAUGGUGGAUGAGAUUAUCUGCUCCAGUCCCCCGAAAUUCCGCUUCCCUGAAGCUGGCUUACGAAUAAUGAUUACAAAUAAAUUUGGACCCAGAACCAGGCUGCGGAUGGCAAGCAGGCUCAUUAUUAACGAGCGUCAGCGACUGAUCCACUCUGCCAAUGGCACAAGCAAAACGCUUCAAAAUGGGAAACAUGAAAAUAUUGAAAAUGGGAACAUCAUUGUGGAAAAUCAAGAGGAGGAGAAUGAGCAUGAAAACACAUCUCCCUUUUCAGCACCAGAUGGAAAAAUGAACAAAGUCAAAUGGAUUGUCACGUGGCCAUUGCUAUUCCUGCUCUUUUGUACCAUUCCAAACUGCAACAAACCACGUUGGGAGAACUUUUUUAUGCUGACAUUCAUUUUAUCCACUCUGUGGAUUGCUUUGUUCUCCUAUUUUAUGGUGUGGAUGGUUACUAUAAUUGGAUACACUCUGGGGAUCCCUGACGUUAUCAUGGGCAUUACUUUCCUAGCUGCAGGAACGAGCGUACCAGACUGCAUGGCCAGCUUAAUAGUAGCAAGACAAGGUCUCGGUGACAUGGCAGUAUCCAAUACAAUAGGGAGCAAUGUAUUUGACAUUUUAGUAGGUCUUGGAGUACCAUGGGGCAUGCAAACUAUGUUGAUUGAUUAUGGAUCAGUGGUUAAGAUAAAUAGCAAGGGACUGGUCUAUUCAGUUGUGCUUCUGCUGGGGUCUGUAGCUCUUACUGUGGGUGGAAUCCAUAUAAAUAAAUGGAAACUUGACAAGAAACUAGGCUUCUACGUGCUGUUUCUUUAUGCCAUUUUCCUGUGUUUCUCUGUAUUGAUAGAGUUUAAUGUCUUCACCUUUGUCAACUUUCCAAUGUGCCGAGAAGAUCUUUAAAACAAGCCACAACCAUGAGAGAGGCUGACAUACUCUUUAUUCCUUGUGCUAUAAAUGAUAGGAGAUAUUUUACAUUUCCACCUUCUCAUCAGUAAUCUGAUUUUCUUUCCUGCUUUGUCAUCCAACAAGCACUUUUACUUAUCUGGAAGGAAAAAAAACCUUUCUUUUAACAUGCUAGCUCAAGGCAACCAAAGCAUUUUCCUCUUUGGGUAUUGCUGUUCAGUCAUCCAACUUGUGGAUCUCAUGCAGAGCGAUCAAAAGUCCAAUCUUCAUGGUGUUCUGCUGUGGUUUUCAUUCUCCUUAUGUAGACAAUAAUGCACCACACUCAAUUGGAACAAGACUAGAAAAAACUCUCCUCUCUCUUUUUUUGACAUUUACUGCCCAUGGAAGAAGAGGAGGCUGGCUCAGAACUUUUCUUGACUCCAUUAAAGCAUCGGAGCUACAGGACCAGAAAGUCUGAUGCACAUAACAUGGCAUGCACUGUUGUGGACAUAUGGUUUUUUCCCCUUCAAGUGCUCUGUUUAUAGAGGAACUGCAUUGACAUUUAUAAGCCUUUGUUGGUGAUUUCUGAAUAUUUAAUCACUCUUUUUUUAAAAAAUGUGAAGAACACAUGAACAAUUUUACAGAGAAAGAAGAGAAAAUGGUUAAUAUCGUAUCACUUUUGAUGAUGCACACUAAGAAUAAUAGAAUCUGAAAUCUUCAAAAGAGAAUAUAUGUGCAAAAUAGUCUUACUUGAAAAAUGUGUUUUACCAUCAGCAAGGAAUACUGUACAAAUAUAAAUUAACAUUUGUGGAAUAUUAAAGCCUGUAAGUAACAUUUUGCAUUGGUACUAGUAAGCCCACUUGUAAUUUUACAAGAAACUAAAAGAUUAACGCCCAACGGGGCGCUCAGUUUCUAGUGGCAAUUGUUAUCUGAAAAAUAGAACAUGAACACAUUCCAGACCUUCUUGCAAUAUGAUGCAUCAGGGAUUUGGGGGGGAAUUUAUUUCAUUAUUAGUAUAUUAAUCUAGAAGCUGCUGCAUCUUCUCCAUUUUGUUUUGUUUUUGUUUGUAACCACAAACUUAAUAGAGAUGGGUACCCAACACUAAGUAAUGCAUAUAAUAAACAACUCUAACAAGACUAAGUCUGUCAUGGGAACUAUCUCCUUGAUCAGAUUGUAUGCAGGAAGUUUUAAAGCUUGUCUUACUUUAGAGCCAAAUUAUUUUAA